Molecule: messenger RNA, 2967 nt
Organism: Gasterosteus aculeatus aculeatus (three-spined stickleback)
Lineage: Eukaryota; Metazoa; Chordata; Actinopteri; Perciformes; Gasterosteidae
Gene: snpha
Product: syntaphilin a
Biological process (GO): neuron differentiation
Cellular component (GO): cytoplasmic microtubule; mitochondrion
Source: RefSeq, a predicted model, not a curated record
ACGGCUGCAGGAUGGACUCGCGCCGGCACCAGCAGCGUCUCUCCUGCCUGCUUCCUCCGGGGACUCUUCAUCCAUCGACCGUCAGGCCCGGCGGGACCCGAGGCUCCUCCGCGACGCGCAGCUUCCACCCGCCGACGUGCUGCUGUUUGAUGGAGCUGUGAGGGCUCCUCGCCUCCCUCUCUAGAGACUACCCUGGAGAGGUCGGACGUCCCUCGCACAUCAAUGUCGCUCACGCCGAGUCGGAAGCCUUCAUCGGAGCAGCGCAGGCGCUCGGUUGGCACUGGUGGAAGCAGCGGGCGAUGUAUCCAUAGUGAUACAUCCAGUACUCACACCUGUCCCGGUCGGGUUAAGGCGGCGGAGGGCAGCCCCACAGCUCGGACGUACCCGGUCACACCCAGGCGACAAGCAAAGCACGCGGGCUGCAGUGACAACCAUGGGAUUAGGACGCCAACCCCGGAGCAGUACCUCACCCCUCUGCAGCAGAAGGAGGUGUGUAUACGACACCUGCGAGCCCGGCUGAGGGACAAUGUGGAAAGACUUCAACACAGAGACUGUGAAAUCGACGGGUUGAGGACCCAACUGUACAGGAUGCAGGAGGACUGGGUAGAAGAGGAAUGUCACCGCGUGGAGGCCCAGAUGGCACUGAAAGAGGCCCGGAAGGAGAUCCAGCACCUCCAGGAGGUGGUCGAUACCGUGAAGUCCAACCUGAGCGUCCGCGAACAAAACCCCCACGACCACAAGCCACACCCGGGGCUGCAGGAGGCUCGGCAUGGGGGCCGGUCCCGCUCCUGCGGCUGUUCCCCGGCCGGCACUUUGAGCCGCGGCACCACCCGCACCCGACUGAGCAGCGAGGCCCUGCAUCUGGAGCACGGCCCGAAUGCCCCCGAGGCGAGCAGAGCGCCCCGCCCGGCGGGACAAACCCACCUGCUCCUGGACGCCACCCUCCUGUCUGAGCAGCUGCCUCCGCAGGGCCACAUGCGAGGCCCCCCGACCCUGCCACGCUCCUCCACAUACGAAAGGAUGUGCAGCGGUGGGGCGGUGUUGCCCAUCUCGCACUCCUGCCACACUCUCGGCAGCGGCAGCAGCUGCAAGUGCAGCGGCCACAGCUGCCUCCCUCAUCACCACCUGUUCCUGCAUUUACCUCAGGAGGCCCCGGCUGCAGCGGCAGCUGCCGCCUCCCCGGCCCCUGAUACCGUCCCGACGCCUACUCCCGCAACAGAGAAGAAACCAGAGGUGCACUCCCGGGCCUGCAGCCCAACCAUGACCUGGCUGUGUGAGGAAAGUGGCGCCGAAGUGCUGAGCAUCAUUUCUUCAGCCACAGCAGACUCCACGCCCUCAGAACCACACCCGUUCCCAUCGUCCUUACCUGGCGCCUCCCCUGCCGAGCAUUCGUGCAGAGUGGCACCGCUGCCGCCCGUUGAACCACAGGGGGCAACGAGGACGCCGAUGGAGCCCCGUACCUGCCAGCCCCCCUCUGCAGCUCCGCUCCCGGAGAGGCGGGACGCCGUUGUGGUGGAGAUAGACGAGGACGACGGGGACGGAACUGAAGACGGGUUUCCACCCCAGCUCUGCCACUGGAGCCGCUACUUCCUCGUGGAUCUGUUGGCUCUGGCGGUGCCGGUGGUCCCGACCAUGGCGUGGCUGUGUCGGGGGGCGACGCGGGAAGUCAUGCCGGUGUAUCAAUUCGGCUCCCUGCUGAGGGGUUGCUGUGCCGUGGCCCUCCACUCGCUUCGCCGCAGGGGGGCGAGCAGGGGACGCGGUCCUGCCAGCGUAAGCGGCUCAACGCCGAUCUGAGACGUGAAGAAGACAACUCCCAACCUCUGCGGCAACGGCCACAGCAAAGACGACUUUCUUUGGGAUUAGCUCAUUACCGCUUGUCGAUAUGUCCUCUUGUAGGAUUUCUAGAUUUUACAUGCUGUCCUUGUGAUGUCAUAGUAAUGCCUCAGAGAAGAAAUGAUUAGUUGUCCAAUCUUUCAUUACUGAAAUAUACUACUGAGGUUUAGCUGCAUGUAGCCCAGUUUGGUUGGGUUCCCUUGCUUGAAUUAAGCCUAAAUGUGGAUUUAGAUGAUAUCCUCUGGGCAAAGAUAUGCACUUUAUUUUAUGAAGAAAAAAAAAAAAAAGGUCUGCGCUCCUCCAUUUUCAUCAUCAACUAUACACUAUUUAUUUAAUACUGAUUGAAUUAAAUAAAUUGAACUGAAAAAUUCAUCAUGAACAAUAAUUAAUUUAUAUAUUUUUUGCUUAAAAUAACCUGAAAUUAAAAAUAUUAGUUUGCCGUUUAAAAACAAAAUAUACCAAAACAAAGCACUGGGUUCUAAGCCACAUAUUUCUAUAAAACCUACUAGAACCAGACAGAACAUUUAGUUUGUUAUCCACACAGCUGGAAAGAACUUGGAUGAGCCGUUUUGUUUACCAACUUUUAAGAGCCAACUGUUUUUGAUACAAUGGUAUAUUUUCUAAUUGUACAUGAACUUUGCACAGCUGCAAGCAAAGAUUAACACUUUGCAUCAGUGUCGGUUGCUCCCACAGAACUGUUCAACAGUUUAUACUGAUGUACUGUGUGUAUCACAGUUGCGUACUCAUCUUACAAGCGGCCCUUCUGUGGGUCGACUAAAAUGGCUCCAUUGUAACUAUGGACUAUGGUGUAACCGAGUUCAGCCUUAUUCUGCAAAAAGAGCAAUGUUUUAGCUUUCAGGGAUCUUGUUGUUCAAUCAAUGAUUCAGCAGAAGACAGAGGAAUGGUCCAUUGAGAAGUUCAAUGGAAGAUAAAUUGUAAUAUCUAUAUUUGGGGCGAUGCACAUUGUAAUGUUGGAACUUUUAACUCAUUUUGAAUUUUUUGGGACUUUUUUCCUCCAUGUUAGAAAAUGCUUGAUCUAUAACGUAUCCUUCUCCAUGUAGAACGACUCCCUCCGUCAGCUUGUACUGAUCACCUGUAGUAAAAUAAAAUAUGCCUAUUGGUUUUCUUUUCUUA